UCCUCGGACAUUUGACUCGAACGGUUGUAAUGUAAAUGUUUUGUUGUGAAUUGUGCGUUAAAAUUUCUCGUCUUUUUUCUUGUUGUUAUUAAUAAUUAUUUAUCGAAAAUAGUGUCUCUUACGGUGUGUAAAUUAUUUAUUUUACGGAAAACAAUUAUGAAUGAAUAUUUGAUGUGAUUUUGAUUGUGUUUGAAAAUUGUAAUAUUGUGUUGCAUUUCCGCCAUAAUAGAUUUUUCGCGUGUGUACAAAAAUUUUCCCCUUUUUUUCUAAUGAUCUCUUGUUUUGUCGUGAAAAAAGUGCUUAUGUACUUUUAUUUUUAGCAACAGUGAACACAAACUUUGACAAGAUUUAUCCAAAAUGCUUACUGUUAGGAAAACUAGACUGAAAUUAAAGGAGCCCAAUGUGGGUGGAAGUGAGAUGGCAUCCAGGGAGAAAAGACCCUUAGUGCCUUCUAAAUCAAAGCAGAAGGCGAGUGAAUCUAGUAUAUCGUCUCCCGAUAAUAAAACAAAAAAAGGAAAAACACUGCCAAAUUUGAGACAGCAAAUUGCACGCGAUAUUUUAGAAGCAGUGGCAACAGGUAGCAAACUCCCUCCAAAGUUAGAAGCUAGUUUGCCUCGUAAAAAAGCACUCGAGAAGCUUAAAAGAAAUAAGGAACUUCGUUCGAGAGUAACACUGAUUAAAGCGAAGCAAAAAGUAGGGCCCAUUAAAGGAGCAAGAAAAAUUAACACCGAGGCGAAGAAAACAGUGAAACCAAGAAAGGUGAAACAAUCCGCGAGUGCUGAAACUAAACUUAAUGAAUCUGGAGUGAAAGGUGGUACUACUACGGAAAAUUCGAAUGUAAAUACUGACAACAACGAGGGUAAAGGAACUGAGGCGAAUGCUAAAAGUGCAAAGAUUGUUACUAAAACAAUAAAGAAGACGAAGGCAACAAAAAUUUCUUCAGGCGACAACGAAACAUCAGAAUUGCAUGAUAGUUUAAUUAUCCCUAAAGUUAAUCAAAAAACCGGUAAGAAACAAUCGGACUCGCUGAAAAGCGCCGGAAAAACGGUGAAAACAAUCGGGAAAAAAUUGGGUGCAAAGGAAACUGGAAAUUCAGGUGUACUUUUGCUUUGGGACACAAAAAGUACGAAACCGAAGAAAAAUCUUGCCAAGGAUACGAGUUAUUCAUCUCUUCUUAAAAAUACUUCAACGACUGAUAAAACAAAAACAUAUUCCGAGGAUAGUAAAAAUUCGAUAGAUUUAACUAUUGAGGAGGUAAUUGCUUCAAUGUUGAGUGAUCCUGAAAUAGAAGAAUCCGAAGAAAAGGAAGACAGUAAAACGACUAAGACUAAGAAAAUGAUGGUUGGUGAGAGAUCGUUUUGUGAUGUUGAAAUUAAAAAGGAAAAAAUCGACUGCGAAGAUGAGACAACGGAAGGAAGGUGUGAAUCGUCGGGAAUUGAACAAAUUAUCCAAAUGCAAAUUCCAGUGCAGGCGAGGAAAAAAGCAACACCCACUCAACGAAGUCUACGAAAUGGAAAGCUGCGACAACUUUCCGACUCGGGAAUAUCGAUUGACAUUGAAAUGAAGAAGGGAGGAAGGCUCAAUUCUGAUGAGCAUUCAAUGGAACAAGAGAACACAUCGGACGGUAAUAUUGACACUGAAUCCUGCUUUUCCGAAUCGAGUGUCAAUGAAUCGAGAAUCAACGUCCUCUCGACUAAGGACAAUUUAUCCGUGACGACCAAGGAGGAGAAAAAUCAUCUCGACGAAGUUAUUCAAUUUGUCUCCGAAAUUGAAAACAACAACAACAGCGAUCAAGUGGAUACAACUGUUGAAGCUCGUCCAGCUUUACGAUCAAAGGUAAAAACACGAAUUAGCGACGAAAUGCCGACCGACGAGAUGAAAAUCGAAGAUUCAAAAUCAACCGUAGAAUAUCCACCGAUCAAUUUCAUGCAAAUCGUCCAUAUUCCGAAGAGGAGAAACAGUUUAAACACCAGUACGAAAAAAAGAAAUCCCUUCGCCUACAGUUUCGAGAAGAGUGACGGUUCAUCAAAAUCACAAAUUGAUCAAAUGAUCGAGGACAUUAAAUUAACCAUCGCCAAAUCAAUAGAGAGUAAAAUAUACGGACAGGAAAAGGGAAAAGCUUUCGAGGGCUUGAGCAAGAGUUUCGAUGUGCCAAAAAUUGAGGAAGUCGUCGCCCCCCUAAGUGCCGAAGUUCAAAAGGUCGGACUCGAGGAACGAAACGAGGAGGAAAUGUCAAAUAUUGCCGAGCAAAAGGUGAAAUCGGACAAUUCGGAGAAUUCGGUGCCAAAAGUUGCCGAUACAGCCAAAGAAAUUGAAAAACUAGUCAUGGGAGAAAAUCAAUCAGUCGAUUCGCAAUCUCAAAAGAAGAAUACCGAUCAUCAGGAAAUAGUUCAUCAAACGACGAGUAAAGAAAUAGCGGAAAAUGUAGCCAACACCUCCCAAGUGACACAAUCCAGCAAUGAAGUGGCAAUUUCCAAUUCUGAACACGAGAAUAAUUUGAAGAAACCAGGAAGAAGUAAAACUACCCAAGAAUUAUCAUCUGAGAAAAUAGACUGUAUAGUUGAGGAAAAAAUAUUAAAAUCAGAAUCAUCACAAAUUGAGGAUUCAAUGAAUACUUCAAAUCUAACAGCCGACUCGGAAACUAGUAUCGUUUUAAAUAUUUCCUCAAUAACUGAAGAGGAGGUGGAGGAGGAGGUGGAAAAUUUAGAGACUAUUUCAGUUAAAGUUGAAUCAAACGAGAAAACGAAAAUUGUCCAAAUGACACAAGUUCCUCUAUCUGAAAUUCGAAAUUCCGAACAGAAUAAUGAACUGAAGGCCGUUUCUUGUCCUAAAACCGAUUCUGUUUCAUUAAAUGAGGAAAUUAAUUCUCCAAGUGAAAAAGAACAUGUAAAUAGUAAUCAAUUAUUGACUGAUGGCUGUGAUAAUGCUGCAACUAGUGCACAAACAAAAUUGACACACUCAUCUUCUGAGACUGAGAAAUUAACGGCAUCGAACAACGAUAGUUCCUUGAAUAUUACUAAUAAAGAAUCAUCACCAUCCUCAAUAUCAUUAUCUUCAACAUCAUCCUCAACUGCAACAACAACUACAACUUCGUCACCAUCAUCAUCGUCAUCAUUACCCGAGAGUCAAGAUCCAAAGAAUCCAAAAGAGGAAGAGCAAAAAGUCGAUGACAACAAAAGAGUUCUACGAGGUCGCGAGAAGCAAAAGAAAAUCGAACCCAAGGAGGAGGAGAAAUGUGACACAAGUCUCGAAACUCAAAGCAAUGGCAGUUUAUUGACAGAGGAAAAAUGUCAAAAUAAAGCUCAAAGUGAAAGUGAUGUUCCAGUUCGUACGCGACGUACACGCGAGAGUAAAAAACCGGCAGUUAACACAAAUCUCAAGCCUAAACGCAACAGAAAGGAAGUGAAAAAAUCCGAUCAACAAAAUAAGGAAGAGACCCUACUCGACAAUGAAGUGGCAAAAAUAAAUGAAAAUAAAUAUCGAAAAUCCGUCGAGGAGGUAAAAACACCACGUGGCUGCUCAGUACCAUCGACAAACAAUGAUAAAAAUCAAGAAAAUAAAUCACAAGACAAUACAUCGAGUAAUCGAAGUAAAUCGGAGAAUGAUUUAGAGAAUAUGCAAAAUUCACAACGAAGUAGUGCAACAAGUAAUGGAGAAAGUUUUAUGCCAAAGGAUUCAAAUAAUGAAAAUUCAACAUUGGAUAUCGAUGAGAAGAAUGUGAAGACAUUGGAUAAUUUGCAAAAGGAUUCUGAUGAGGCAUCAACGUCGGGCGAAUCGUUGAGCAGUAUAAUUCAGGAGACACCGGAGGAAAAAGCGAGAAAGGAGACUGUUUUUCGUCUAUUGGGACUUGAAUCGUGGGAAAAAGCUGCUGAACGUUUAAAUCAUCAGAAAGCAAAGAGGGAGCAGACAAGCGGUUUGAAAAUGAGAAUUCCAAAGGGACGCGAUAAGGACAAAAUGAGAUCGCGAUCGCCGUUGAAGAUGGUCUUGAAGCAGGGUCGCGCUGACGGUGAAGGAGAUUCACCUGAAUUCUACACCAUUCAAAAGGAGUGUGGAACCAGUGUGGGAGAAAGCAGUUCUGGUGCGAACCGAAAGUUGACUACUAACCACAGACACUCUUGCGACGAAGACAAUGAGGAAUCACAGUCAAAGGAUCGUCAAUCUUUGGUGAUACCAGAAAAAUCCUCAUCGUUUUCUAUUCAUCCUGGCCGUUGUUGUGGCGAUGUUUGUUGUUAUUGCUUUGGAAAAUUUGGCUCGCUCGAUACACCAAUGCAUUUAGCGCAAAUGAAAUCGGACGAGAGACGGCAAAAGAUUUUGAAUCUUGAAAGACAUCUGACGAAAGAUUCUUGUCUCUGCGAUGCGUGUUAUCGUCACAUUGAUAGAAAGGCGAACCAGAGUCCAACAAACAUUCAAACGAAACCACAAAAACAACAUCGACAAUAUUUGGUACCAAAAUGCUGUGCACGUGGCUGUUUAGAACCCGCGAGGCAUCACGUCAGACGCCGUUGGCUUCAAAAAGUUAAGGUCGGCCUUCGAAGCGAGGUUGAUAUAAAUUGGGAAUCGAAUCCACUCACUUCGAUGUCAUUUUGCGUGACUCAUUAUCCCAAAGUCGCAAAGUUCCUAAACUGUGGCCUGUGCAAACGACGCCUUCAGAAGAAUCAAUCUUUCCCAUUAAAUUCUCAGGAGACGAUUGAAUUGAAUCGACGCUUCACACCCCAAGGAAUGGACAUUCCCACAACUGCCGGUACCUUCGUUUGCAAACUCUGCCGAUGCUUCACUUCCCUUCAGCUCAAAUACAAAGACAUUGACAAUAUGCAUAAAACGAAUAAAGAAUUCUACAAGAAAUACAAAGCAAAAAUAUUGAGCAGUCGUCUCUCGGGUGGAAUGGAUAACGAAAUGGAUGACAUGCCAAGUAAUCAAGAAUCAAAGGAGAAAGAAAAGGAGAAACAGAAGAAAGUAAAUAAAAAUCCAACUCAAACGAAAAAUAGUGCAUUGAAUUCAAAACCAUCGAAUAAUAGUAGUAAUUUGACAAAUCCAAGUUUGGAGAAAAUGGCUGUCAAAACGAAUAAACAAGGGGAGGAGAGUUCAUCGCCAAUAACUGUUAUUGGAAGAAGUGAACAACAAGAUAAAAGUGAAAUUAAAAAUAGUGCAAGUACAAGUAAUUCAAAUGAAUCGCCAAUAAGAAAUGAUGUACAAUUUGUCGCGAUUGAAAAGACUAUUGAGAAAUUAAAGAAACGAAAAGCAUUGGAGGCACUUAGUUUUACGAGUACAAAUACUAGUGAGUCUAGUGAGGGUGCAAAUGUCGUUGAAAUUCUCGCUAUGGAUAAGGAAGUUACAUUAACAAGACUGCCAAAGAAGAUGAGAACGAAUAAUGAUAUUACACCGGUUGUACAAAGACUUGGAGCAAAUCCUUCGAUUAGUGUGCGAACACUUUUCCCAGGCGAAGAGGAAAUGAAUCUUCAUGCGAACAUUGAAUUUGGUAAUGUCAGAGAAGUAACGCCUCAAGGUUGGGAAAAAUGUGCAACAAUGAUACAAUAUGAUCGUGAUACAAAAUUACUUUGGCAGGAACUGCAAAGGCCUUAUGGUAAUCAAAGUUCCUUUUUGAGACAUUUAAUUCUAUUGGAGAAGUACUAUCGAUCCGGGGACCUUGUUCUCGCGCCGAAUGCUUCGCGAAAUGCUAUUAAUUAUUCGACAUCGGUGCAUAAUCGUUUGAUCUCUUAUGAGGGACCUGAAAAGGUGGAUGAACCGAUUAUGGAACCGGUGACAAUUGACUAUACGAAUGCAAGGAGAUUGAGUGGAGGAUUUGUCGUUGAAAGGGAUCGCGUACCACCCACGAAUACAACUACGUCUUUCCUCACUACCAGUACACCGAAUCUUCCCAGCACUUCACAAACCUUCAAGACGACUUCCCCACGAACGAUGAAAAUAAAUCCCGGAGUGUCAAUAAUGAAAAAGCCACCAACACUGCAACGAUUGAGUUUUCCAUCGACCAGCGGAGGAGGAUCCAUCACACCGCCAAAACGACAAGAUCCCCAAAAAUCGCCAAUGCAACAGCAACGUCGAGGUAAGGCUUUUGAAUUGAGUGAAAUGAGUGAAUAUAAACGUCUAUUAAAAUUUAAACAACAAAAACAACAAACAUUGUCAGAGAAGAAUUCGCGUAAUAUUAGUAAUGGUCCAGCGGGCAUUGGUAAUAAUACACCAAGUCCAUUACCCGGUCUAAAGCCAGUGUCACAAAAUCAAAAAUCUCACUACGUUCCACAAACACAAUUUCAAAAGCAUUUAAGAAUGCAACAAGAAAUGUUAAAUCGACAGAGUCGCAGUGAUUUUGAACCACUUGUUUGUGACAUGAGACAAUUAUCAAAUGAAAAUACACCGACGCAAAAUUUCCUCGGCAAUCUAAAUCUACCAAAAUCAAUUCAAGUGACAACAAAACCAUCAAUACCAAUUCCAAUAUUGCCGAAAAUUCCAAAGUCCUUAACCGUGAUACCACAAACAGUACCGAGACCCAUCGAAAAGUGAGAUUUUUUUUUAUUUUUUUCCUAAAAAAAAAUAAGUCGGACGUAAUUUAUUAUAUCGGCUAAUAAAAAGCCUUUUGUCACUGCGUGCUACAAGCUGCCUCUUGGAUAAUAAUUAUUCUACUUCUGCCGUUUGCUCCAUAAACUUGAUUAUUCACGAUUAUAUAGAUUAUAUUAUAGAAAAUAUAGUCGUAUAUUUAAUAUAUACUAAAUAUCGAGCACGGAAUAAAGAAAAAAAGGAGUGGAACUAUUAUACCGAUGUAAGUUUGUAACCAAAGCUCUGACGUGAAUGACAAAAAAAAAACAUAUAAUGUAUCUAUUUUCGAAGAAAAGUGCCUAAAAAAAUGAAUGACACGCGAGAGGUCGUUAAUUUCUAUAUUAUUCUUAAUUGCUUAAUUAAUCGAUAAUAUAGGCUUGUAUACAUAGUUAUAUAGACUAUAUCUAUAUAUUUAUAUAUAAUACAAAUAUACAGAUAUAUAGAUAUAUAGACAAAAAAAAUAGAAAAAAAACACGACUCGUCAAUAUAGUUUAGUUUAAAAUUCAUAUCAUAUAUAUAUAUAUAUUAUUAUUAUUACUAUAUUAUUAUUAUUCUUCUACAAAAGUUUCUUUAUUUUAAUUUUUUGACGAUUUUCAAAAAAUAAAAAAACCGUUUAAGACGAAAUUGUUUAUUGACGAACAUUGAGAAAAGCAUUCGUUUCAUGAAGAUUUAAUUUUCUUAUAUUAACUGCAUCUUUGAAUUCAGCGAACAAAACAAAGAGACUGCUU
This is a messenger RNA of Leptopilina heterotoma, 7277 nucleotides long. RefSeq names its product serine-rich adhesin for platelets (gene east). The transcript is spliced from 8 exons. The record is from RefSeq and is a predicted model, not a curated record. The coding region runs from base 358 to 6516 and encodes 2052 amino acids. NCBI's taxonomy places the organism in Eukaryota, Metazoa, Arthropoda, Insecta, Hymenoptera, Figitidae.